AUGGGGGCAUCCGCCAUGGAGGAGGAUGACGCCACAGGUGGCGGUGGUGGAGUAGGCGGCUCUGGAGGGGGAGGCAGCCUCGAGGACUGGCCGGAUGACAACAAGGAGGAGAAUGAGCCGCGCCGUGCACACGGCGCCAACAAGGCAGGCGCGAGCUCUUCAUCCACGCCGGCUGCACCAGGCGGCGCGCCGAAGCGCCGAGCCGGCUCGCUGCCAUUCGGCAGCCGGCCGAAGAAGCCCAAGAACACGGCCGCUGCGACCAAGCGGCAGGAGGCCGCCGCGAAGGCGGCCCAGUUCCAGAGGACCCCGAAGCAGCCCCCGACGGUGUCUGCGGCCCCGCUCUCUCUUGAGCGGUCCGCCUCUGCUUACGUGAUUGGGGUGGCGGAGGGCUCCGCCAACACCCGUCGCGUAGAUCCGCUCUCCGACCUCCAGGAGGCGACAAAGAGGAACACGCGGGAGGCACGGGAGGAGGCGGAACGGGAGAAGGUGGUGGCGGCCAAGGCGGCGCAGGCGUACGCGGAUGCGGAGGCCAAGGCCCAAGCCGACACCGCAGCCAAGGCCAAGGCAGACACGGCUGCCAAGGCGCAAGCGGAAGAGGCCGCACGUGGCCAGACUCCACAACUCAUCAUCCCUCUGUGUGCCGCGCCACAGGCGCCAGAGACCCAGGCGCCGACUGGAGGAGCCGGCAACAAACAGCCGGUCAUGGAGAGGGGAGGGGGCGACGCCAUCAUCUUGGGGGCGGAGGUGCCCCCACAAGAGCCGACUGUCGAGGCCCAUGGCAGUCGGCCUGACGUGCCACUAGCGCCGCCGGCCAGUGGCGAGCUGGUGGUGGGGGCGACCCCGGUGGUCCACACUCCGGUGCGCCGGCGUGUGGCGAAGGCGGUCUCAGCGCCAUGGCUGCAUGAGAUCAGGGCCGCAAGCUUGUCGGCCCCUGAAGCAGAGGCCACUAGAGCAGCCGCCGACCUGCAGCAGCGCCUGGGCGAAGCCCAAACCGCACUGUGUGCCAAGGAGGAGGAGUGCAACAAGGUGGCCCAGGAGCAUGACCGCCUGGUCAAGGAGCUGGCGGACCAGGCGGACCGGUACAAGACAGAGCUCCAAAAGGCGAAGGACGGUGAGGCCACCCUCCAGGCCGAGUUCGAGACUGAACGCUCGAGCUGGGCCGAGAGGGAGAAUGCUCCGUGA
Aegilops tauschii subsp. strangulata is the source of this 1182-nucleotide messenger RNA. NCBI's taxonomy places the organism in Eukaryota, Viridiplantae, Streptophyta, Magnoliopsida, Poales, Poaceae. The record is from RefSeq and is a predicted model, not a curated record.